GACACAGACAUUUCUCAUCUUCCUCUUUCUCUCUCUCUCUAGUUUCUCUCUCUAGAAAAUUUUUGUGAGAAAAAAAAAAAAAACAAUGGCUACUGAAGUUAGUUCUUUAAUUCGUGUUCUUGGUGGUGGUGGAUACAAAGAUGAACAACAACAUCGAACGGUUGGGAAUGAUUCUCAUGGUGAGAAAUCAACGGCUCUGAUUACAAGAGACUUGCUUGGUGGGUCUUCUUCAAUUGAAUCCCAAGAAUUGGAUCUUGAUUUGCAAGUUCCUAGUGGUUGGGAGAAACGUCUUGAUUUGCAGUCAGGGAAAGUUUAUAUUCAAAGGAGUAACACAUUAACAACAUCACCAAUAUCUGAACAAAAAAAUCAAAUGAAACCAACAACACCAAAACUUCAAGACCUAAAUUUUCCAUCAUCAACAAAUUCAAAUGUUCCAAUGAACUUAUUUGAUGAAACAAAUUUAGACCUAAAACUUGUUUCAUCAACUUUACCAACAAACAAUUACCAAAGUGUGUGUACACUAGACAAAGUGAAAUCAGCACUAGAAAGAGCUGAAAAAGAACCAAUAAGAAAAAGAGGAUCAUUUUUGAAGUCAUCAAUUUCAGCUACAUCACCUUCAUAUUCAUCUUCAUCAUCAUCAAUUAAAGAAACAAUUCAUCAAGAAGAAGAAAGUGAAGAGAAAAUUAUUUCAUCACCAAUGGCUGCAGGGUGUCCUGGUUGCUUAUCUUAUGUUUUAAUAAUGAAGAAUAAUCCUAAGUGUCCUAGGUGUAACUCAAUUGUUCCAAUUCCUUCCAUGAAGAAACCUAGGAUUGAUCUUAAUAUUUCAAUUUAAUAAUUGAUUUAUUAAGUAUUAAAGAUAAUAAUUAAUUACCUACAUUUCUAAUAUAAUUUUUUUUAUUUCUUUUUACGAUUUGUAAAUUGAAUGAUAGAUGAUAAAUUUAGGUGGUUUAAUGAUAGGAUCAAUUUUAAGGGAUAGUACUAUUGGGCAAAGUUUAUGUAUAUUGAAAAAUCAUUGCAGUUUUUACUAGAGAAACUAAUGGAAAUUUUUUUCUCUCUUUUUA
Trifolium pratense (red clover) is the source of this 1061-nucleotide messenger RNA. RefSeq lists its product as uncharacterized. Lineage: Eukaryota; Viridiplantae; Streptophyta; Magnoliopsida; Fabales; Fabaceae. The record is from RefSeq and is a predicted model, not a curated record. The coding region runs from base 86 to 832 and encodes 248 amino acids. The transcript is spliced from 2 exons.